This is a messenger RNA of Jaminaea rosea, 3433 nucleotides long. RefSeq lists its product as hypothetical. Gene Ontology annotation, cellular component: RNA polymerase I upstream activating factor complex. Gene Ontology annotation, molecular function: rDNA binding; RNA polymerase I general transcription initiation factor activity. The record is from RefSeq and is a predicted model, not a curated record. The transcript has a single exon. Lineage: Eukaryota; Fungi; Basidiomycota; Exobasidiomycetes; Microstromatales. Gene Ontology annotation, biological process: transcription initiation at RNA polymerase I promoter; nucleolar large rRNA transcription by RNA polymerase I. Bases 99 to 3386 code for a protein of 1095 amino acids.
AGCAUCUUGGCCAUCGAUCAAUCCUUUCCCGCUCAGUGGAGGGCAAUCGCCCUCGCUCGUCGUGGCAACGCUGUGGCCGCCUAUCUCUGCUCUUCAACAUGUCGUCCGAACACGACGACGGUAACCCAUACGGCGAGGUGUCAAGGGAGGCGAGCUCUUCGACCCACGCCCCGCCUCCCUCCUCAGAUGACAUUUCGCGCUACUCCACCCUCCUCCACGAGCACGCUCAAUACCUCUACAAUCGACUACACAGCGGAGGCGCAAGCUGGAAGCCCCGUCCUUCCCCCCAUCCGCACGCGCAAAUCGCUCCAUCCAGCUGGACGCGCUCUGAGCUCUCUAUCUUCUUCCGUUCCCUCGCCCGUUACUCUCGUCUACGACCCGACCUGAUCGCUCGAGAUCUUGGGGGUGGCAAGACGAUCGUUCAGGUCGUGCACUACAUCAAUGCUCUGCAAGAUGCAAAAUCAGCCUCACAACGUGGCCGCCGCAGAACUCGAGCCGCGGUCCUUGGGCGCACUCCUGCUGCUGUAGAGGUGGAUGACGCUUGGGUGGAGAAGGAGGAGAGACUGGCGGAGGCGCUCUAUCCUCGGACACCGACGUCCCAUCCUGGGCUCGGCGAAUGGACAGAAGAUAGCGUCGCCUCUGCAGCCGUCUACAUCGCCAAUCGAGCCAAGGCUGAGCGCGAAGCAUCCCUCGAUUCGGACGAUGGCAAGAUACCCAUCUACCAAUUCUCCUCCCUCAUCUCCUCCCUCUGCCACACGUCAUCAAAGCGAUCGCGAGGUACAAUGAAUGGCGAGCUGCGCAAAGCGUAUCAAGACUUUAUUCGGACUCAUCCUGCGGUUCCUUCACUCGAGCGGAUGAGAAGGUCAGGUGCAGGGAAUCUCGUCCGGUCACCAGAGAAGAUGCACCGCAAGAAACAGAAGAGACGACGCGCCAGCGAGUCUGAGGACGAGGACGAGGGAGAAGAGGCCAUCGAGGACAUUACCUCCCUGGCGCAUCGCCUAGUGCUCCGAAUGUGCGAGCUAGGCUUGCUUUGGAGGGUCGUAGAGACUGGGGACAAUACAACUGCCGAGCAAGACGACGAGCAGGUCUCGCCUCGCUUCCGCCUCGCACCUCCCCUCUACCAUCCCACCUCCUCCGUCAUCCACCAGUUCAGCACCUCCCGCAAAGCUCUCCACAUCACUGCCACCCAGCCACAACGCUUGCCGACGCGCUACCUCGACACGCAAUGCCUCGUUUGGGCCAGCGACAUCGCUGGGAGGGAUGCGCUGCUGCCUUCGCAAAACGAGGCUGCGACGGAUGGAAAAGGCGUGACAAGUCUGCUCAAGCAUAGCAUGCGGCGACGGAUCGCCGAGGGACAUGCGAGGAUGUUGCAAGCGAAGGAAGCAGCAUUGGAUCGACUGCUUGGAUCUUUGCGUUGCGAGGAGUUGGAAUGGUUGGAGACAGGCAUAGGGGGCGAAGGGCGCGCGAAUUCACCACAGCGAGGCUCUUCCUCGUCUCAGCCUGCAACCGAGCCUCGCUCGUCCCCGGCUGUUCGUACCUUCGAGGUUCACCGCGGCGGCCGAGGCAAGAAAACGACUACCUUCCGCGGUCACUCACUCGAGGGGAUGGACGAAGAUGAGCGGCGUCGCUUCAAGGCGAGGAUACGCAAGCAGGAGAGAAGGAGUGGCUUGGCCCAGCUCAAUUCGGGCUUAGCAUCGCAGCCUGCUGCUGCCGAAGCCAACGGCAACGGGUCUACUUCACCAAGUCUCGCUCCAGGCGCCGGCCCUUCCUCACCCUCCUCCCAUACGCCGGCCCCAGCUUCGAGCCCUUCACUCUCCUCGCAACGGCCUCCCAGCUUGCUCAAUCCCUUCAAACAUUUGCUCCUUCCCCUGCCGCCGGAUAAGCGCAAGAAGGCCGAAGCACGCCUGCGCAAGCGUAUCAAGCUUUGGGGCCUCGAGGAGACGUUGCGAGUUGGGUUGGGCAAUUUGGACGUGGAUGUGAGGUUGAGGGGGAAUCAGGAGUUGAGAAGAGCGAGAGAGGCAGGAGAUGAGGACGUAGAUCGAUCGCUGCAUCAGGAGGACGUAGCCGCGGCGCUGCAGGCCGCGUACGGCUCUCAAGCGGUUCACAAGGGGAUCCAGGACGAAGAAUCUCACCAGCCCUCGAUCUACAAUGGAGCAACCACCUCGCUUCAAUCCAGCAGCUCAUUCGCGACUCCCCGCAUCGACCACAGGUCAGAUCGCUUCCGUGCCGUUGGCAUCACGAGUCCUGCCCCAGCGCUGGAUCGGCUACAUAUCCUGGUUCAGCAGCUCCUGCCCACCCCGCGAGGAGGUGCGCACCCUGACAGAGCGGAGCAAGAGACGAAGACCUCAAUUCUGCAGACCGUCAGCCUGAGGUCAUUGGCCCGCAUGGUGAGAAGGAACGCGGAGCAUACGAGGCUCAUCUCCGCAGGCGAGCUGAGAGACGAGAGCGAAGAGGGGACGCAAGGCGAUGCGGCCAGUGAGGAGGCCAGCGAAUCCAUGACGCCAUCGCGCGCUGAGGACAUCGCGAAUUCGAGCUCAUCACCUCUCGCGCCCUCGUCACAUCUCACAGCCCAACUCGAUCUCCCACCCCUCCUCGCCUUCCUCCAACAAUCCCUGCACGCCUUCCUUCAGCGAGCAAUCGCGCGGCUUGCCCACCCCGCCGAUGAUGACCUCAACAGCUCCGCUGCGGCCCGCUGGCUCAACGACAAGGAAGUGAAGCGAGCGCUGCGGGAGGUUGGGGUGGAAAGGCUAAGUCUGAGAGACACAGAGCAGGUGGCAGUGCCAUCGAUCGAGGAUGAGGAGGCGCAGCCACGAGGCAUGGUCCUCGACUGGAUGCAAAGACCAUCGCGGCUUGGACGCGACGAAGAGGAGCCAAACGACUCGAUCGGCGAUGUGAGGCUCGCGCACGCCCUCAACGCCGAGAGCUUCAACUUCAGACGCGCGAAUUCCCGGCCCUCUCAGCUUCCCACGCGCGGCCAUGCACGUGACGCUGUACCCGAUAGCGGCGAGGAGGAGCUCUCGGAUGACGUGAAGCACGACGAUGACGAGGUCUUUGAGACUCUGGGCGAAGCGCACGAGGUGGAGCAUGUGAGAGAGAUGUGGACGGCGUUGAAUGAGGCAGCGCCAAGGAGAGGGCAGAAGAGGGCCAUUUCCGAGGACGACGACGAGUCUGAUGAGAGAGAAGAAGAGGAUGAUGAUGAUGGUGUGAUUGAUGAAGCAGAGGAUGAUGACGAUGUGAUGGAUGAAGCAGAGCCUGCGCACGAUGGCUACGAUGAGCAGCUCGAUACAGAGGACGAGGACGAGGACGCACGCAUCGCCCGUCGAGACGCUGAAGCGGAUAAGGCGUAUGCAGCCGUGGAGCGGUCGAGGUGGUUUGGGUCAACUUAGCUCGUAGUGUCAUCGUUGCAAUCAUGAAUUCUUCUUUUCAUGUCACG